This is a messenger RNA of Oreochromis niloticus (Nile tilapia), 4090 nucleotides long. RefSeq names its product putative helicase mov-10-B.2. Gene Ontology annotation, molecular function: RNA binding; 5'-3' RNA helicase activity. The record is from RefSeq and is a predicted model, not a curated record. The transcript has 23 exons. Lineage: Eukaryota; Metazoa; Chordata; Actinopteri; Cichliformes; Cichlidae. The coding region runs from base 405 to 3413 and encodes 1002 amino acids.
UUAUGGAGCGAGAUAACAGUCACGCAGUUAACAGUGACGUGGCAGAGACUUCCUCGUCCUAUGGAAUCGCUUUAUUGCCCUGUUAUGUUUUGUUUGCAGAUGCCCUCAGCUGAUUUUGCAUCUCAGCGCGUUAAGUUUCAUUUCUCCGGCCUGACUGACUCUCUGGGUGUGCCUGCUUUCACUCUCCGAGCGUGACUUUUUCAGUACUGCUGCUCUUUUUCAGUACGCAGCAGAGAGCGUAGAGGGACUCCGCCCGUGCGGGCGGUCAAGGAAUAGAAAGCUAAAGCCCAGUCUUAGAGUACUUUAUGAAAUAAACACAAGCUGUGCGUUGAUGCGUUACAUCCGCAUUUAGAAGAUCGGCACGGACGAUUUAGGAUAUAUUCUGAUAAUAUCAACUAUUGAUCAUGGUUAAUAUGAAGUUAUCUAUUCGCUGCCAAAUUGGACUCGAAUUCUUCGAGUUUUUGAAGGAGACUAAUCGAGCGUCCAUCACAGACAGGAUUCAGCUGAGAGACAUUUACAACAAUGAGUUCAGGAUGAGGAAUCCAGAGGCCAAAGAUCCAAACUUUGGCUCAGUCCUGUAUGCCCUGAAAGUGUCCAACAAAAUAACAAGACGAAGAGACAUUAUUCGCUUCAACUCCAAGGUCAAAGCUCUUUACGUGGACCAGUGGCAGUGGCAGAGAGACCGUAAACCGACGCCUGCUCAGAAUGGAGCAGCCAGUCCGGGGAUGGGACAGACAGCAACCUCUGCAGAUGAGGCAGAGACAGGAGUAAGAUACCGGAGGAAAAUGGCCAGUCUCCUGAUGAACAAACUCAAGUCAGAGAGAACCCAUUUCAUUUCUGACAAAAAUGGGAUCAGCAUCACAUCCGAACGUUCGUUUGAGAAUGGAAAACUUCACUUACAAGUGGAAGAGACGUUUGAGAGUGAGAUAACCCUGCAUGUGAAGAACACUGGAACAGAAACUGUAUAUUUCACCUACUACACACCGCUACACUGGCUCAAGUGCUUGUCGCUGGUUGACGAGCAGAAAGUGACCAAACAGAACCCCCUGUCACUAAAACCAGGUGACAGCUAUAAAAUCCAGGCUUUCUUCCACUUCAGCUUUGUUGGUUUCUAUCCAGCUACACUCGCCUUUGAAUUCAAACCAGACCUGCAGCCAUCCUCUGCUGCAUUUUACAUUGUGCGCGUUAUUGAGGCUGAGUGUGUAACUUCCUUGGGACUGGAGCUAGCACCUACAGCCCCCUACAAACCUCGCUCCAUCCCCGCCUGGACUCCUGAGGUCAAUUGCACGAUUGUGGAUGGGCUGCUACCUGAAGGGCUGUCAGUAAUGCGUCUAAAAUAUGUGGUUGAGCUAAAAGACUAUCGAGUACCAUCACACAUACGUAACCUCCCUACAUCAUUGAAGUACUCAUCGUUCAAUGCUACAAGGGCCAUGCUGGAGAGUCCCUUGAACUGGGAGAACUACACAGAGAGGUUCCAUGUACUGCUGUACCUGGAGGAGCUUCAGAUGGAGGUGGACAUCAAGAGAUACAACAUCCCCAACGCUGACACAGAACAUGCUACCAUGACUAAAGACAAAAUGAACAAGAAGCUUCUUGUUCUGGAGGUGCCUGGUGUGGCUGAGAACCGUCCCUCUGUGCUCCGAGGAGACAAGCUGCUGGUGUGUCCUGUUGGAGAACCAGGGGUCAAGUACUGUGGCUACGUCCACAGUGUGCAGCUGGACAGUGUUAGACUGGGUUUCAGCUCCCAGUUGCUUAGCCGCUUCUUAGACGGCAUGAAGUUCAGUGUUGAGUUCACUAUAAACCGCCUGACUCUGCGUCUCCAGCACAGAGCGGCAGAACUGGCUUCUUCACAUAGACUGGGAAGCGUGUUGUUUCCUACUGAACCCGACAUGUCCUUUCAGCCAAAGGACCUUCCCAAGCUCAGGCUGUUUGAUAGGCAGCUGGAGAAAAAUCCAGAGCAAUAUCAGGCAGUACAACACAUUGUAGCUGGCUCAUCCAAACCUGCCCCCUACCUGGUUUUUGGUCCACCUGGAACAGGAAAAACUGUGACUGUAGUGGAGGCCAUCAAGCAGAUAUGGAGGACACAGGCUAACAGCUGCAUUCUGGCAUGCGCUCCGUCCAACAGUGCCGCUGAUCUGCUUUGCAAGAGGAUUCUGGAGCAUGUGGACAAGCGUGAAGUGUACCGCAUGUAUGCCAGUAGCCGGGACCCAACACUUGUUCCUGAUGAACUAAUGGAAUGCUCUAACCUGGUUGGGGAGUGUUACAUUUUCCCUGCUAAAGAAGAGCUGAUGAAGUACAAGGUCAUGGUCACCACCCUGUUAACUGCCGGAAGAUUGGUCUCAGGUGACAUUCCAGAAGGACAUUUCACUCACGUGUUUGUGGACGAGGCUGGACAUGCCGUGGAGACUGAGUGUAUAGUCCCAUUGGCAGGGUUGCUCGAUGCAACGGCUGGUCAGGUUGUUCUGGCUGGAGACCCCAAGCAGCUUGGCCCCAUUCUAAGGUCUCCUUAUGCUCUGAAAUACGGCAUGGGAGUGUCCCUCUUGGAGCGGCUGAUGAAUAACUUCUCUAUGUACCAGAAGAACGCUGGUGAUGUGUUCAGCAACUGUUUUGUCACCAAGCUGCUGCGGAACUACAGGUCUCAUCCUGCCAUUCUCAAAAUUCCCAAUGAGCUUUUCUACGACGGGGAGCUGCAGGCUUGUGCAGAUGAGUACGCACGAAACUUCUACUGCGACUGGGAAGAGCUACCAAAAAAGAACUUCCCAGUGAUCUUCCAUGGGGUGACUGGCAUUGACAAACGUGAGGCCAGCAGUCCUUCUUUCUUCAAUGUAGCUGAAGUGGAGGUGCUGAUUGGCUAUGUGCGGAAACUGCUGCAGGCACAAGGCAAGAAGGGUAUGGCCAAGAUUGCACCCCGAGACAUAGGCAUCAUCGCCCCCUACAGGAAGCAGGUGCAGAAAAUCCGCAGGGCACUGGAAAAAAUUGGUCUGGAAAAAGAAUUUCAAUUUAUGAGUAUGGAAAACCUUAAGGUUGGUUCGGUGGAGGAGUUCCAGGGCCAGGAGAGGAGAGUCAUCUUGGUGUCUACAGUUCGAAGCAGCGCCAAUUACGCCGAGAUAGACAAAAAGUUCAACCUGGGCUUUGUCAAAAAUGAGAAGAGAUUUAAUGUGGCUGUGACUCGAGCUAAAGCCCUGCUGAUUGUGGUGGGAAACCCCAGAAUUUUGGAAACAGAUUCCACCUGGGCCCGCUUCAUCCAGUACUGCAGAGAUGAAGGAGGUUACACUGGCAUCAUUCGGGCAGAGGAAGAUGAAGAUGUGGUAGCUCGACUUCAAGCACUUUACAUCUCAAUUGAGCCCACAGUUGAGACUGCAGAGAGUGUCAUUCAGCAGCAGCUGGACCCUGAGUGGAGGAAUGACAUGUGAGCCAAAGGAGAGCCCCAAAAAGUGUUCAGAGGAAUUCAUUUCAGCAGCAAGCACUAUCAAACUUUCCUAAAUGAACACUUUCCUAUAUCAAAUGUCCAAAACUAGAUAGAAUAACCAAAGUAUAUUUUACUAUAUGAUCCCGACCAAAGGCAAUGAUAGACAUAACUGCAGUGUGUUUAGAGCAACUAUUUUGUCUCAGGGAACUGCGCCACUAACACCAGCACUUCAAAACUUGUCACAAUUACAUGGUGACAAUAAAUCUUAAGACUGAAGAGUUCCUCGAGCAGCUCAGAAGUGCACUUUUCUAGCACUAGAACAGAUGAAGCAGUCUACUCUGUGCAUAGGCUCGAAUAUGCUUUAAAAUGUGCACUUUAUAUACAAGGAUUCUAUUCUUCUUUGUCAUCUGAUCAAAGCAGCUGAUCGUCAAUAGAAUCCAAAAGGAGCGGUUAGGGACCACGCCUGACUUUGCGAAGGAGCAAAACUACUUGAAUUUACAGUUUUAAAUCAGUCUGUGCUCAAGUCUUAACUGGUUGUUAAAUAACUGAAAUGUACAUGUAGUGUUGCCUGCCCAUGUAUGAGAAUUUCAAUGCAUUUUUUAAAUUACGAUUACUAAACACGGAAAUUUUGUUCAUGUUUUUAAGCAAAUUAUUUAAUAAAAUAAAUCUAAGAUGACAACA